Molecule: messenger RNA, 1503 nt
Organism: Fusarium oxysporum Fo47
Lineage: Eukaryota; Fungi; Ascomycota; Sordariomycetes; Hypocreales; Nectriaceae
Product: amino acid/polyamine transporter I
Exons: 13
Coding region: 1-1503 (500 amino acids)
Biological process (GO): transmembrane transport
Cellular component (GO): membrane
Molecular function (GO): transmembrane transporter activity
Source: RefSeq, a predicted model, not a curated record
AUGUCUGCAGACGCCAAAGAGAUGGACUACUCGCACCAUGAAGGCGAUGUUCCCAAAAGCCAGCAUAAUGAAUCCCAUGAAACGCUUCGUCGUGUAUAUAACACAUGGACAGCUAGCGCGUAUCAGGUUCUGAUGAUGGCAAGCUGGACCUGCAACGUCGUUCUUUAUUCAACUGUGUUUGACGUAGGCGGUCCGAUGAUGCUGAUAUACUCGACAAUCAUCGUUACUUUUGGACAAUGUCUGAUGAUGAGUUCAUUGGCCGAGCUGUGCUCCGUAUGGCCAUACGCAGGUGGUCAGCAAGCUUUUACCAAAUACCUGGCACCCAAAAGCAUCCGACGUUUCCUGUCAUACUUGGUUGGAUGGGUUGUUCUCCUUGGAGAAAUCGCCACGGCAGCUGGCUGCGCCAUGAACAGUGCACAGAUCACUGCGGCCAUCAUCGAACUGCACCAUCCCGGCUUUCACGCAGCGAGCUGGAAUACGUACCUCAUCUACAUGGCCCUGACUAUCCUUUCCCUUGCCUUUUGUUUCUCUCAGAGACACCUCCCCGCCAUUGCUGUCCUCGGAGGCGUCAUCACCCUGGGCGGUGGUCUCGCAUGGGCUGUCUCGUUCCUCGCACUGGCUCCCAAACAAACGGCCCGCUUCGUCUUCACCGAGUUCGUCAACAAUUCCGGAUACCACGUCUCUGCGUGGGUAGGUGUAAUGAGCUUCUACACGCCUAUCUAUGCGCUGUAUGGAACAGACGGUAUUUUGCAUAUUGCUGAAGAGAUGCGAGAUGCCCCGAAAAGCGCACCGCGGGCCAUGGUUUAUUCUAUGGUCUUUAGUGGCAUCACUUCCUUGAUGGGCGCUCUCGUCAUGGCUUUCUGCAGUGGAAACUGGGAGGCGUACAUGGAGUCUGACUUUCCCUUCUUGAACUGGUUUGUCGAUGUUCUGGACAGUUCUGCAGGGGGUAGUGCGCUCGUCAUUGUAGUCAUAGUCCUACUCAAUUUCCUCAUCACCGUCGGCAUCAACACAGCUGGAUCCCGGUUAGCAUGGGGCAUGGCAGGUGAUCAUGCUUUGCCCUUGUCCAAUUUCUUUGCCAAGGUCAAUCAAUCGGUUCACACUCCACUCAACGCACUACUGUUCAUCAUCACCGCGGAGCUGACAAUUGGUCUUGUACUUUUCGGGAGUGAUUAUGCUUUUCAAAUCAUCGUCAGCUUGGGAGGAGUCGCCAUUCAGUUCGGUUAUCUGAUCCCGAUCUUGAUGCUCCUUAUUCGGGGCCGCAGUGCGCUCCCCACCGACCGUCAAUUCAAGCUUAAUUCAUUUGGCUAUAUUGUUAAUGUUGCUGCUGUUUGCUGGUCAUCGCUUGUCAUCAUCAUAUUGUUUUUCCCCCUUUACGUGCCAAUUACGGCCAAUAACCUUGUUGACAUGAAUUGGGCUGUUGUGAUCUUUGCGGGUUUGGUAGUCUUCAUCAUUGUUGACUGGAUGUUCAGAGGCCGGCACCAUUAUGUUAUCUCAGAUGAAUAA